AUGAACUUAUUUAGUUUUGAAAGAGAAAGAAAUGAUGUGUUUUGUAUCAGAAAUAAGAAAGAAGGUUGUUUGACAAAUUAUAAAACUUUCCUAAAGUUAACUUUUUGUCAAUCUAAUAACCCUGAUCAAAAGUUUACAUUAGUGAAUAAGUUAAUCGAAGAGUAUAAUUUUAAAUAUAAUUUUAAAGAUAGUUAUACUAUUUCAUUUAACGAUAAACCAUUAUCUGUGAGUAAAAAUGAAAAAAUCACUGAAAAUUACAAAAUAGAUUUUGAUGGAAAUAUUCCUAUGAAAUUUGAUAUAAAAAUGUUAGAUAAUACAUCUUAUUAUAACAUUUAUGAAUCUACAAGUGGUAAAGUAUUGAAUGCCAAUGAAAAUAAUUUAGUUUUAAAGACUGUAGAUGGAAGUUUAUUACAAAUGUUUGCUCUUAAAAAAUUUGAGAAUAAUGAGGUGAGUAUUGCUAAUUACAAAACAGGUAAAUGCCUAACUACAUCAAUAGUUAAUUCUAAAAUAAUACUUGCACUAAACAAAUGUGAUGAUAAUAACUUGAAUCAAAAGUUUACAAUUAAAAAAUAUGAAAAUAUUAAUAGAAGUAUUAAUCGACAGAAUAUUCCUUCAAAUAAACAGAAUAUAAAUUCAAAUAAUCAAUUUAAUAAUAAAUUAUUACCAAGUAGUAAUCAAACAGUACAAGAUGUAAAUAACAAGACGAUGAAUAGAAGAAUAGAAAAUUAA
Molecule: messenger RNA, 729 nt
Organism: Hepatospora eriocheir
Lineage: Eukaryota; Fungi; Microsporidia; Hepatosporidae
Source: the annotation of a GenBank genome assembly